AUGGGGAGCUCGAAAUCCACAAUCCAAAACUACAAAUCAUCUAAUAACUUCUCUCUAAAUUUGAAAACUUGUUAUGCGUACCCAAUGGGGCUCGGAUUUGGUUAUAAUUUGGAGUUUAAUUUUGGUUUCGGAAGGAGGAAUAGAGUGAGGGCAUUGAAGAAUGGUGAUGAAGGGAAUUUGUGGAAUUUUCCGAUGGUGAAUGUUGUGAACAUUUCACCGCCAGUGGCGGCAACAAUACUGACUUCGGGAAAGGGGAAUUCGAAUGAAGGAGAGGAGAUUUCAAGUCCUGAAAUUGGGUCCGUAUUGCUAUUGAAAUUGAAAUAUGAAGAGAAGAUGAAACCUACAAAUCAUACCUGCGGAUCAGUUUUCGGUGAGAUAAGGGAGAACUGGAUAAUACCACAGACAGGGAGUUGA
This is a messenger RNA of Lactuca saligna, 414 nucleotides long. NCBI's taxonomy places the organism in Eukaryota, Viridiplantae, Streptophyta, Magnoliopsida, Asterales, Asteraceae. The record is from the annotation of a GenBank genome assembly.